CUAUAAAUACAUACCCUUUGUUCCCACAAAUUGCUUUAAAAGUUUAUUGCAUUCCAUUGCACUUUGUACCAUCAUUGAAAUGGGUGACAUUGAGAAACAACCACAAAAUUCAAAUAUAGCAUUACCAAUAGAUCAUCAUCAUAAUCUUCCACAAACCAAAAACCAAUCCAAUUUCAACUCUCAAAUCAACAAAAAAUCUUCACUAUCCAUCAUCCUAACACAAAUCCAUGCAGGCUAUUUUAGAAUCACUCUAUCUCUCUCAAGUCAAGCUUUAUUAUGGAAGAUCCUACUUGAACCAAUCAAAGAUGCACAUUUUUUAAGACGUGUAUUUACAAUGAUACCCUCAACAGCUUUCACUCUCUUAUGGUCACUAUCCUUAUUCACACUCCUCACACUUUCUUUUCUCUAUCUCCUAAAAUGUUUAUUUCACUUUGAUAAAGUCAAAGAUGAAUUCUUUAACAAAAUUGGUGUAAACUACAUGUUUGCUCCAUGGAUUUCAUGGCUAAUUUUGCUUGAAUCUUCACCAAUUGUUCCACCUUCAACAAUUCAUUACAAAAUACUUUGGUUGUUUUUUGUUGUUCCUAUAGUUAUGCUUGAUGUUAAAAUUUAUGGUCAAUGGUUUACAAAGGGUAAAAGGUUUUUGUCAAUGGUUGCGAACCCGACAAGUCAAAUGCCUGUCAUUGGUAAUUUGGUCGCCGCAGAAGCGGCGGCCAAAAUGGGUUGGAAGGAAAGUGCAAUAUGUUUGUUUUCACUUGGUAUUGCACAUUAUUUGGUGCUUUUUGUGACACUUUAUCAAAGAUUGCCAGGGAAUAAUAAUUUCCCUUCAAUGCUUCGUCCUGUUUUCUUUUUGUUCUUUGCAACUCCUAGUAUAGCUAGCUUGGCUUGGCAUUCUAUUUGUGGAUACUAUGAUAGUGGUUCUAAGAUGCUCUUCUUUCUCUCACUCUUCCUUUUCUUGUCCCUGGUUUCAAGACCUUUGCUAUUUAAGAAAUCAAUGAAGAAAUUCAGUGUGGCAUGGUGGGCUUAUUCAUUUCCUCUAACAGCUUUGGCAAUAGCUUCAGCACAAUAUGCACAUGAAGUUAAGGGAGUAAUGGCUCAUGCAAUUAUGUUAGUAUUAUCAUUAAUCUCUGUUUUGGUGUGUCUCAUCUUAAUGAUUGUCUCUGCUCUCAACAUUAGAAUGCCUUUAAUUACUCGCAACCUUGAUUCAAAACACAAAAGUAACACUCCAACAACUUGAUCAACAUUAUUAAUUAGUUAUUAAUUGGAAAGCUCAACUUCUGGAAUUGUAGAUCAUGUGUAAAAAUAUCAAUAUCUAACUGCAUCAAGAGAUUUUAGGCUAAUAUUUAUCAACAUUGUUAUUGUAAUUAAACUAAUUUUUAUUUCUUGUAAUUGAACUACAAUACUCCUCCAUAAAUUAGUA
Molecule: messenger RNA, 1417 nt
Organism: Cicer arietinum (chickpea)
Lineage: Eukaryota; Viridiplantae; Streptophyta; Magnoliopsida; Fabales; Fabaceae
Product: S-type anion channel SLAH1-like
Biological process (GO): intracellular monoatomic ion homeostasis; transmembrane transport
Cellular component (GO): membrane
Molecular function (GO): voltage-gated monoatomic anion channel activity
Source: RefSeq, a predicted model, not a curated record